AUGGCUUUGAGGGAGGGAGAACUCAGUGUGUGCAGUCCCAAGAUCCCUUCUAAUGUGGCAUUUUUUGUGUGUACAAAGGCCCUUGAUAACAUUUUAACAGUGUAUACUGGAUCAUCCUAUAGCAGGGAGAUGUGCCAUCCUAAUAGAGUAUUGUGUGAUUUAGUUCUUGAUCCGACUCAUGUUACUCUCUACAGUCAGCAAAGAGUGUUUGCAGUUCAAGUAUUUGAGUUGCAUAGACUGAUAAAGGUCCAACAACUGAUUGCUGAAUCACCGAAUCUUUUGCUUGAAGAUGGUACUUUUCUGGGCAAAGCUUCAUUGACGGUUACUCCUGCAAAGAAACUUCCGCUCAAGUAUGUUUUAAAACCGCCAUCGCACAUUGUUAAGGGCAAAGACAAUUCCGAGAAUCCAAACCAUAAAAUGGAAUUUUCUGCAGAAAAUGCGGUUGGGAAGACAUGUCUUUCUUCUGUGAAAAAUGGUAGUCAGCCGUCAAAUUAUGGGCCUUAUCCAGGACACUUGCAGCCAGCAACUAUGGCUACUGGUAAUAAUAUGGGUCCUUGGUCUUUCCAUCAGUCACCUGGGCAUCAAUGGUUAAUUCCUGUAGUGUCUCCCUCUGAAGGACUUAUAUACAAGCCCUAUCCUGGACCUGGGUAUAUGGGAACAGUUUGUGGAGGAGCUGGACCUUUCAGCCCAGCUCCCUUGACAGGUAACUUUAUGAAUCCAGCCUAUGGGGUUCCAGCUUCUCCUCAUCAUCAAGGAAUCGGGAAUCUUCCUGGUACUACUCCACUCGGUCAUUCUUACCUUCCUCUAUAUGGCAUGCCUGUCAUGAAUCCAGCCAUGUCAGGUUCAGUCGUUGAACAAGUGAGCCAAUUUACUGGAACUGUUGCACAUGAUCAAUCUCAGUUUUCCGGAGGUAGAACCAACUCUAACACGCCGCAUCCAAGCUCAUGCAAUGUGCCAAACCAAAAACAUGGAGCUAUUUCACAAGUUGCAAAGUUUCAGGCAUCCAAAGACAGUGAGUUGCAAGGAAGUACAGCAAGUAGUCCCUGUGAGAGAUCGCGAGGUGUUGGGACAGGUUACUCUUCUGAGGGGAGAGAUGCGCUUCCACUUUUUCCUAGGGAUCCAGUCGUCCCAGAGGCAGCUUCUCAGCCUCGUGAAACCGCCGACCGACCAACACGUGUGAUCAAAGUUGUGCCUCAUAAUCCUAGAUCUGCAACUGAAUCAGCAGCUCGAAUUUUCCAAUCUAUACAAGAAGAGAGAAAGCAGCACGACUCGGUUUAGCUCAUCAUAUACAUCAAUCACCUGCUGUUAAAUGAUCUUGGACUCAGCCAAGUUGGUGUCGGGUUUGGUCAUUUCCUCUGUACUCUUUUGGUAAUGGGCUUGCCCUUGUUUAAUUAUUGUGACCUAUAUAUACAGUGUAUUCAUAUGUCGAUAUGUUUCUGGAGGAUCACCACCGUUGAUGAAUAUAUGUUGUCUCUUUCAA
This is a messenger RNA of Corylus avellana, 1480 nucleotides long. The record is from RefSeq and is a predicted model, not a curated record. Lineage: Eukaryota; Viridiplantae; Streptophyta; Magnoliopsida; Fagales; Betulaceae.